CUUACAUGUCAAGUUCUCAUUGGAUACUACACGAAUGCAAAGGGAGGAAAGGAGAAACAGAGUCAUCCCCAGGAAUCAACGGCAAAAGAAACCAAAAAAUUAUUUUCCUCACUCCGCCUAAACGCCACCAACAAUGGCGAUCUCUGCAAAACUAACAAUCACCCAUCUCCUCCUCGUAACAACAUUCCUCUCUCUCUUCACCUCCGUGACCAUCUCCGCUUCUGAUCCGCAAGACCUCGUCACGGAACUGCUAAGCCUCCAAUCUCAAUCAAGCACGGGAGUAAUCCACUUAAACGACCACUCAAUCUCGCGUUUCUUAACCUCAACAAAAACACCGCGCCCUUACUCACUCCUAAUAUUUUUCGAUGCCAAACAACUCCACGAAAAAGCCGAACUCCACCUUCAAGACCUACACCACGAAUUCUCUCUUGUCGCUUCCUCGUUUAUCAACAACAACGCCGAUCAAUCCUCCGCAUCUUACGGUAAACUGUUUUUCUGUGACAUUGAAUUUAAAGAGUCGCAGUCUACAUUCUCUUUAUUUGGCGUUAAUUCACUCCCUCAUAUCCGUCUCGUUAACCCUAAUGUCAAAAACCCUAAAGACUCUGACGCUAUGGAUCAGGGUGAUUUUUCAAGAAUGGCCGAGUCAAUGUCUGAUUUUAUCGAGUCCCGGACUAAACUUUCUGUGGGUCCUAUUCAUCGCCCGCCGCCAAUUUCUAGAAAUCAAAUGAUUUCUGCGAUUGUUUGUUUGUUAAUAUGGAUGCCAUUUAUGAUUAAGAAGUUGUUAACUGGUCAAACAUUGCUUCACGAUUGGAGAAUAUGGUUGUCUGGAGCUGUGUUUGUGUAUUUCUUUAGUGUUUCUGGUGCUAUGCAUAAUAUUAUUCGUAAAAUGCCUAUGUUUUUGGCUGACCGCAACGAUCCCAAUAAGUUGAUUUUCUUUUACCAAGGGUCUGGUAUGCAGCUUGGAGCUGAAGGGUUUGCUAUUGGGUUUCUGUAUACAGUUGUUGGGUUAUUGUUGGCAUUUAUUACUCAUGUCCUUGUUAUGGUUAAGAAUGUUACUGUUCAGAGAUUCGUUAUGGUUGUUUCCCUUGUGAUUUCAUUUUGGGCGGUCAAUAAGGUUAUUUACUUGGAUAAUUGGAAGACGGGCUAUGGAGUUCAUGCUUUUUGGCCUUCAAGUUGGAAGUAAUGUGAAGUGAAGUGAGGAUUCUUCUUGAAGUGAAAAAGGUGACUUUUUUUUGGCUUUCUAGUGAGAUUAUGUUGGUGUAACAAUUUGAUGUUGCAAUGUAUAACUUUUACUUAGAAUAGCACCAUUUGAACUCUUUAGUAUGUUUUCUGCCAAACAGAUACCCCUUUUUUAGCAAAAAGUUAUAUGUGUUAAAUGCAUUUGAUAUUUUACCUGGUGA
Ricinus communis (castor bean) is the source of this 1400-nucleotide messenger RNA. Its product is annotated as probable dolichyl-diphosphooligosaccharide--protein glycosyltransferase subunit 3B. Lineage: Eukaryota; Viridiplantae; Streptophyta; Magnoliopsida; Malpighiales; Euphorbiaceae. Bases 134 to 1183 code for a protein of 349 amino acids. The transcript has a single exon. The record is from RefSeq and is a predicted model, not a curated record. Gene Ontology annotation, cellular component: oligosaccharyltransferase complex.